UGUUUACACUUUAGAGAGAAGUCUGGUUGUUGUCAUGUGUGAAGUUGUUAUUGGUUUUUCAUAUUGAAGCUUCUAAUGAUGCAUAUUUUUUGUUUCACGUUUUUGACAGAUGUAAUAUCAGCAUCUGCCUCGGACUCGUCAUGCAGCCAAUUUGAACAGAAUUCUUUCUGUGAUUUGACGUGAGGUUUCAAAUAAUGCAGGACAUUCCAAUAUUUGUUUGUAGGCCACCAUAUAAACAAAUAUGAACUCGAUAAGUAUUGAUAUUGAUGGAACGGUGUCCGAUUUUAGGACAUCUAAAUCUGACAGUUCCUGCCUGAAAAUAAAUUCCGUGAACAGUGCUGGCUAUCUAUAUAAUUGCUGCUUGCUACUGAUCACUGUAAUUGUUUUAAGCAUAAUUCUAUUUGAAUUCAAAGAAUAUGUUAGAGCAUUGCUAAUGUGGGUUGAGUCACAAGAUCAAGUUGUUAUAUACUUAAUUUUUACUGUGCUGUUCGUUCUAGUUUCCUUCCCAUUCACUUGGGGGUACACAGUUCUUGUUUUCGCUACAGGUUACGUUUUCGGAAUAAUUAGAGGCCUAGUAACAGUUUUAUUCGCAGCAAACAUUGGUGUAGUUGUCGCACAUUUUGCAGUUAGACUUGUACACUAUAAAUUUCCAUUAACAAAGCUUAUCCAGAAUGACAAAAUUCAAGCUGUGCUCUCUGUGAUAUCGGGAUCUAAAGCAUUUAGAGUUGCAGCCUUUUCUCGCUUGACCCCAGUGCCUUUCGGAGUACAGAAUUUAAUAUUUGCAGUCAGCAAUAUUAAUACGAGAAUAUAUUUCAUAGCAUCUUUUAUUGGUAUGAUACCAGCCCAAGUCAUAAAUGUGUAUCUGGGAAGCUCAUUGAGAUCAAUGGAGGAAGUUUUGUCCCACAAAUCAACAGCCACCACAGCUAUCAUUGUGUUUUUUCAAGUUGGUGGCUGUUGCUGAGUUGUGAUAUUUUGUGUCUUUUAGUGCUGCCAUGUGUUCUUUGAAUCUAAUCACAAAUGACCUACCAGUCUGGCCUAUGUAGAAGCAGUCACAAUGCAAACACUCAAUUUUGUACACACCUGUACGAUGAAGUGGAUUUUGUGUGUUGAUGUGAGGUAACUUCUGUCCAAGCUUGUUGUUUGUAAUAAAGGAUAUGUUAACGCCUUUUCGUUUGAAGACAUUGUCAAUCUGAUAUGAAAUAAUACCUAGAAAUGGGAUUGUAUGGAAGAUGUUGUUUUCUUUUUGUUUUUUGUGAUGUGAUUAUUUUGCCACUGUUGAGUGUUUUAAGGUGUCUACUAUGGAGCUGUUAUAACCAUUUCCAAUAGCUGUUUGUUCAGAAGAGGCACUACUCUGCACAGGAUUAAAGCAGGAUGUUCAAGCUCCACUGGAUCAAAAGAACCAAGAGAAGCUCGUCACUAGUGUCACACAGAUUCAGCCACUGCCUUUAAGAAGCAAAAUUAUAGAAGAGCAGCAUGCCACAAAAUCAAGGAAAUAAUUGAGAAGGAAAUUGCAAAACCAUUCCCAGCAUACAAUAAAAUGUAGAAGCCCUUACAUGUACUAUUAAGACUAAAUUAAGCAUGUGUAAUGCAAUAAUUGUAAGCGCUGACAAGGGUAAUACAACUGUCGUAAUGAACAGAGCAACAAACAUAGAAAAAACUUUAGACUUCUUCCGAGCCAACAACAUAACAGAAAUACUUGAAGAUCCAACAGCCAAUAUACAAAAAUAGAUUAAACACAUUUCAAAUAACAUAAACGUUCUACUCACCAUCCAAGAAGCAAGAAACGUUGUAACAAUGAGCCCACAAUCAUCUUGCCUUAGAUCACAACCAAAGAUACACAAAAAUGGGACCUCCAUCAGGCCUAUAGCGAGCUAUAGGAACAGCCAAACAUUCAAACUCAACUAAAUGCCCUUCAAAAUCCUCAAAGGAGCAUACACAUUCAAAAUUAAUGCCAACCUACAAAAGCACAAAAAAAUUCCUUCGACUGAUAUUGCUGAACUAAUGGACUUGCUUGAAUUCACACUUCCACACAACUAUUUCAAAUUCAACAAUAAAAUCUACAAACAAGCAGAUGGCCUGGCAAAGGGCUCAAACCUUUCCAGAUUGUUAGCUGACAUAUUUAUAAGUAAUUUAGAAGACAAAAUCCUGAAUUCCAACCACCACCACCUCAAAAAUAUCAUCUACUACUACAGGUAUGUAGAUGAUACCACCAUUUUAAUCACUGGCACAGGUAGGUGAUUUGUGAUUAGAUUCAAAGAACACAUGGCAGCAUUUAAAAAACAAAAAAUACCGCACAUCAGCAAUGAUCACCCACCUGCAUGAAACAAAACAUCAUGUUAACGACACAAGUAUCAGCAUUCUACAGAUCCAACCUAAAGGCAAAAAACUAGACCUCUUUGAAACACUCCUAAUAUACAAACACCAAACAAAACAAUCUGAAUCCAUCUCAAAUGACAAUAUUUACAUUAGUAUCAUCUCUGUUUUCAGCAAUUGCCUACAUUAUUAAAUUUGCAAUGUGUGUGUGCGCAUGUGCGCGCACCUUAAUAUUUACCAUAAAUAUUUAGUUAUGUUACCAUGACAUCCCCCAUGGAAUUGACCUCAUUGAUAAAUAUGCCACCACACCAACAGCUUGUACUCCUUGUCAGCUUGAAACUAUAGGUACAUUAACUAAUGACACAAAUUGUACAUCUAUAUGCAUAUUUUAAAACAUUAACCAAUGUAUUACCUCAACCUUUAGGCAGUUAUUACAUGUGACAGAUAUAACCUUAAGAACCCCUUGCUUUUGAAAAGUUUGCUCUCAUUCAAUCACUUGUUCCACCCUCUCUUUCCCUCUGUCAUUCUCUUUCCUUUCCUCUCCCACUGCCUCCAUUCUUUCAUUCCUAUCUGUGAAUUCCAACCAAAAUUGCUAUUUAUGUAUAAUUUUAACACUGGAGCCAACAUAAUUAUUGUACUUAAGGUUUACAUCAUGUCAGCUGAUUAUAUAGAUGAGUAUGAAGUUUAAGCUAUAUAAACUUGACAAAAAUGAAUUUAUAUACCACCUGAAAUAUUUAUUACAAUGCAUGUAUUCGACACUUCAAAACAAAGAUCUCCAAAAGCCUUUAAAACUUAUUCUGUAAUAAUGUUGUUAUGAUGUAUAUUCCUUGUACUUUGUGACAGUGUUUCUCUUCUGCUAUAUGAUUGUUGCAUAUAAUGGUUCCCAGAUGCCACAUUUGUUUCCAAAAUAUGACAGUAUACAUUUGAUGUGUUAUGACAGUGAAAGGAAUCUGUGCCACUGGAGGUGCUCUGUUUGACUUAUUUUAUUUUUACCAUUAGAUAUAUGUUUAGUUUUUGUCACACAAAAAAACAACACCAAAACCAUGUUCCAAAAUAAUGUUUUGUUUCUUCACUAAACAGUGCCAUAAGUUCUUCCAAAAAAUCAUCACACACACACACACACACACACACACACACACACACACACACACACACAC
Molecule: messenger RNA, 3470 nt
Organism: Schistocerca americana (American grasshopper)
Lineage: Eukaryota; Metazoa; Arthropoda; Insecta; Orthoptera; Acrididae
Product: transmembrane protein 64
Exons: 3
Coding region: 242-961 (239 amino acids)
Source: RefSeq, a predicted model, not a curated record